AUGACGAUGGACGAAGUCCCUCCUCUUCAAUCGAUUACCACCAUCAACGAUCGCGGCUGCACCGAGGACCUGUUCUCCAAGAUGCUGCCCAUCGAGAUGCAGCUACAGGUCCUCAGCCGCGUCCCCGUGGAGGACCUCGUGCGGCAUGUGUGUAUCGUCAAUCGGCAGUGGCGAACGCUGACUGCCACGGACGCCUUCUGGCGCGACGUCGCCUCUCAAAUCUUCGGUGGCCAGGACCCCUGGUCGUCCCUCCUCGCCGAACAUGGAACAAUUUGUUCCUCUCAUCAACUGAACAUGUUCGCCCCUGCUGACGUGGACGACACGACGAAGAUGGAGGGAACGGAAGGAGCCAUCGAUGAAGAGGAUGAUGACCAGACCGGCCAGAUGGGGCUGGUGCCGAACGGGAAGAUGAAGGAGGUCGUGCUCUACCGACUACGCGAGCUGCGAGUGUUCUGGCCCUUCAAGUCGGCGCGCAAUCUCUACUACUGCGCCGAGCGCGGCUUCGUGCACAUGGUGGAGUCCAUCCUGCGCGAUCCCUCGAAGGUCUUCCAGUUCAAGAAGGAACACAUCGGCAUGGCGAUCGAGCUGGCCACCGCCAAGGGCCUGCGCGAGGUCGUCGACGUGCUCCAGCCCGUCAUGCGCUCCCACACCGUCGCCGAAGCCAGAUGA
Messenger RNA from Acanthamoeba castellanii str. Neff, 669 nucleotides. RefSeq names its product Fbox domain containing protein. The record is from RefSeq and is a predicted model, not a curated record. Lineage: Eukaryota; Discosea; Longamoebia; Acanthamoebidae. Gene Ontology annotation, molecular function: protein binding. The coding region runs from base 1 to 669 and encodes 222 amino acids. The transcript has a single exon.